Messenger RNA from Copidosoma floridanum, 1203 nucleotides. Its product is annotated as protein Wnt-5b. Gene Ontology annotation, biological process: cell fate commitment; multicellular organism development; canonical Wnt signaling pathway. Gene Ontology annotation, cellular component: extracellular region. Gene Ontology annotation, molecular function: frizzled binding; cytokine activity. Lineage: Eukaryota; Metazoa; Arthropoda; Insecta; Hymenoptera; Encyrtidae. The record is from RefSeq and is a predicted model, not a curated record.
AUGUGGGAAACAUCGAUUUACACAUAUAAUAACGUAUCUAUUGCGAUUGCCAGUAUACCAUACUAUACUCCGUUGCUCCAGGUAAAAAUCACUUUUGACAUUCGACUGUUGCUCCUGCUCGAGCUGGCACUUGGAAGCUUUGCCGCCUCGCGCACCGGCACUUGGAUGCACUCGGGUCUGCGGGGCGUCUCACUCGGGGAUCAUCGGGGCGAGGCUGCUACUUCGGCCGGAAAGCUCGAGCCCUCGGCGCUGUGCUCCGCUCUGAGGGGCCUGUCCCGCGGCCAGGACAAGCUUUGCCAAUUGUCGCACGAUCACAUGUCCAGCGUCGCCCGCGGCGCCAAGCUCGGGAUACGCGAGUGCCAGCACCAAUUCAAGUAUCGGCGCUGGAACUGCUCGACCCUCGACGACGAGAGCGUCUUUGGACCCCUCAUGGACAUAGCGAGCAGAGAAACGGCGUUCGUGCACGCGAUCACGGCAGCCGGGGUCGUUUACGCGCUGGGCCGCGCCUGUCGGGACGGGCAGCUAUCCUCUUGCGGCUGCUCGAGAACCAGCAGGCCCAAGGAUCUCAAUCGAGAGUGGAUCUGGGGUGGCUGCGGUGACAACCUCGAAUACGGCUACCAAUUCGCCCAAUCCUUCGUGGACGUACGAGAGCGAGAGCGUAAUUACAAGAGGCGCAGUCGCGAGCACGGCAGAAGCCUGAUGAAUCUGCAUAAUAACGAGGCCGGUCGCAGGGCGGUGAUUAGGAAAUCUAAGGUGACGUGCAAGUGUCACGGGGUUUCCGGGAGUUGCAGCCUCAUCACUUGUUGGCAGCAGCUAGCCUCUUUCAGAGAAAUAGGGGAUUACCUCUUGGAUAAAUACGAUGGGGCGACGGAAGUGAAGGUGAACAAGAAGGGCAAAUUGUCCAUCAAGGAUCCGCGUUACUCUUUGCCAACUGCCAACGAUUUGGUGUACUUGGAUGAUUCGCCAAACUUUUGCUUCUCCAAUGCAACCUUGGGCUCCUUGGGUACCCGAGGCCGAGCCUGCAAUCGAACGUCGAAUGGCAUUGACGGUUGCAAUCUGUUGUGCUGCGGUCGAGGCUACAAUACGCACAAGAGCAUGACGAGCGAGCGCUGCGACUGCAAGUUUCACUGGUGCUGUCAAGUUCAGUGUAAUACCUGUUCCAAGAGUUUUGAUAUCCAUACGUGCAAAUGAGAUCUUCGAAUU